UUCGUGCGUGUGACAAGUCCAAGAUAAAAUUCGGAUAAGCUUGGACUAUGACAUAAUUAAAUAAAUUAAAAAAAUCAUCAUCAAUUUUAGUGAAAUAGACAAUAAUUAGCACAUAAAAAAUAUUUUUCAUUCAAUUCAAAUCAAAACACAAAAAAUAUUGAAAAGAUUUUGCCGGAAAUCUAAAUUGCAAGAACUUAGAAGACGAAAGAAUAAGAAUUUAACAGUUAUUCGCUUGCUUGAACACUUCCAACGGGUUAUCGCUAAAUUCCUUAUGAUUGCAAAUCAUAUAAAUUUAAUCAAGACAAAGAAAAUUUGAAGACGAGACAAGGUGAAAAAAUAUAAUAAAAAGAAAGUAAGACAUUGGAACUGGAAGUGUUUCUGUUGAAUUGAGUUAAAGAGAAAGUUAAGAUAAAAGAACUCCAAAUCUUCCGCGUGAGUGUGUUUGUGAUUUUUUUCUGUAAAGAAGAAGAAGUGGCAUAAGAUUCAUUCAUCAGAAAAGUAUUUCAUAAAUCAUCAUCAUCAUCAUGUCGUGGCCUUCAGAUGUUGGAAUAUUGGGAAUUGAACUCGUCUUCCCAUCGCUCUUUGUAGAUCAAACGGAGCUUGAGCAAUUUGAUGGAGUAUCAGCUGGUAAAUAUACUGUUGGAUUGGGACAAGAUCGAAUGGGAUUUUGUACUGAUCGUGAAGACAUCAAUUCUCUUUGCUUGACUGUCGUCAGUAAUCUCAUGAAACGCUACGAUGUUAAACCGAAAGAUAUUGGACGACUCGAAGUCGGGACUGAGACGAUCAUUGAUAAGUCAAAGUCAGUGAAGUCGGUGCUGAUGCAAUUAUUUGAACCUCACGGUGUGACUGACCUUGAAGGUAUUGACACGACAAAUGCUUGUUACGGUGGCACUGCAGCUCUCUUCAAUGCCAUCAAUUGGGUUGAGUCAUCGAAUUACGACGGCAGACUUGCACUUGUUGUAUGUGGUGACAUUGCUGUCUAUGCAAAAGGAUCAGCACGUCCAACCGGUGGUGCCGGUGCAAUUGCGAUGCUUGUCGGGCCAAAUGCGCCGCUUGUCUUCGAUCGUGGCGUAAGAUCAAUUUACAUGAAACAUGCAUAUGACUUCUAUAAACCGGAUUUAAGCUCCGAAUAUCCAACAGUCGAUGGAAAGUUGUCCAUUCAAUGUUAUUUGAGUGCCCUUGACAACUGUUAUCGCUUAUAUCAUCAAAAAUAUCAACGUCUUCAUCCUAAUGCGACAGUUAUCGGCUUGAAUCAAUUUGAUGCUCUCAUCUUUCACACGCCUUAUUGUAAACUCGUACAGAAGUCUUUGGCACGCAUUAGUCUUAAUGAUUUUCUUCUCACUUCUGAUUCGCAAAAACGAAAGGAACUUUAUCCAACUUUCUAUGAGAAAUAUGACAGCAUUAAGCUUGAGGAUACGUAUUUUGAUCGUGAUGUCGAGAAAAUCUUUAUGGAUUAUUCAAAGGGAACGUUCAAUGAGAAGACGAAACCUUCUCUACUGUUAGCUAAUCAAGUAGGAAACAUGUACACGCCGUCUGUUUAUUCAGGACUUGUGUCCCUUCUUAUCAGUGCUGAUGCUGAUGUUAGCAAGUUAAAUGGAAGGCAUGUCGGUGUCUUCUCAUAUGGCUCGGGGCUUGCCUCCACAAUGUACUCAAUUUCAAUAACAAGUGAUAGUUCGAAGCUUCAAUCAUUGCUGGAUAAAUUGAGCUAUGUAAAGCCGUUGCUUGAACAACGAACAAAGAUUUCGCCUGAACAAUUUACGUCUUUGAUGGAGACGCGAGCUCAUAACUCACAUCGAACAAAUUAUGAACCAAGUGGUGAUGUUUCAAUGCUCUUUCCUGGCACUUACUACUUGAAAUUUGUUGAUGACAUGCAUCGGCGGACGUAUGAAAAGCGAGAAUGAUCCGAACGUUGUAAGGCUUAGGAUGAACUCUUCAAUUUAGUAUUUCUUUCAUUAGGUUUUCGGCUUUUACUUCUUUAUCUUCUUGCUCUCAUUUUAUACUUAUCUGAUGGUCAGUUUAAUUAUUAUUGCAAUUAUUUACUUCAAAUGAACUUGGAUGAGGACAUUAAGAAAGAAAAAAUUAAUAAUUCGUACUUAUAGCUCAAUCUUUGAUAAUUUACACUUUUUUUCUUAUUUCGAAAGAUUUGGUAGUUAAAUGUAGGCUAGAAAAAAUAAGUGAGGGAUGACAAUAAUGAAUUAGGUAUUGAACAAAACAAAAAUAAUAAAAAACAAAAAUGUUUAAUAAGGGAUUGAAAGAAAACAUUGAAUAAUGUCAAAUCAAAUUAAAGUUCUCAUGGAGAACGUGGCAUGGUGCAUUAAUUGGAUUCCGAUGUGGCAAACUAUCAACUCGUUGAAUCGUUAUUUAGUUACAUAAUAAAGAAAAUUCCUUUCAUUUGCUAAUUUAUUGAUGAUGACAAUUUUAAAAUAAAGAAACUUUCUCUGCAAUUGCUUCGAAAACUGAAGAACAAGAAAAACAUUUCAAAAAGCUUAAGAAACAAAUUUUAUACUCGAAAUCAAUUUAUACCAGAUUAAUUAGCUCAUAACAAAAGAUUUCCAAUACUUAUCGAAAGUAAAACAAUCGCAGAUUUCCAAGAUUUUCAUUUCGUGCCUUAAACAAAAAUUAUUGAUUAAGAAGUGAAAACAAAUAUCAGAAAUAGUGAAUGAUGCAAUAAAGCUAAGGUAAAGAUC
Clunio marinus is the source of this 2687-nucleotide messenger RNA. Lineage: Eukaryota; Metazoa; Arthropoda; Insecta; Diptera; Chironomidae. The record is from the annotation of a GenBank genome assembly.